CGCCACUCACUGAUUUAAAAAAAAAAAUAUAAAAAAAAAUUUAAAUUGAGGGUGGUCUAAUUAUAAAUUUUAACAAAUUGCACGGUCAAUAUUGCAGAAUUAAAAAUAUACACUCAAUUUAGGAAGCAAAACGCCAGCCAACAAAGAGCUGAAAUAACCCGCGAAUCAUCCGCAGUAGUACUAUUUUGAAAUGCGGCCGGCUUAUAAAAUGCAAAUUAAACAUGAAAUAAGAGUUUUACCGUGAUAAAAAGGCCUCGAAAUGGAAGUAAUUUUACCCCUGGAACUGCACAAUGGCCAAAAGUUUCUUGACUGUGCCUCAAAACUGGAAUACGAUGAGUUUUCAGCGAAAAUGUUUGUGUUUUGCACUGAAAGCAGCGAUGUGGAUGUGUUUGAGCUGAUGGGGAACCAGCGAUUGAUGCAAUUGAUUUACGGCUGGGAGGUCUGCCAGCUGCCCAAUAUCGAUGGCGUGCCGGAGGACUCGUUGCGUCAUGUUGUCCAGGUGCAGGCGCACCACUCGCUGCACUUGUUGUUCAGCCAGGAAUGGAUGAGCUGUUCGGAGGGACUUAAACGCAUGCUGCUCUACUACCUGAACAAGGCGACGUCAUCGUUUGCCCAGAUUGAGGAGCUCUCCAAAAUCGAUUGGCCAUAUAUACUCAAGUUUCAGGGCAGACCCUGGCGCGUGCCCUAUCUGCAGCAGCUGUUUGCCAACCUGCGACAGAACAAGCAUCAUACCAUUGAGCAUUCAGUGCUGGCUGCCACGCAUGAAGAUGUCACGUUCCUGCAGCAGGAGAAGCUAAACCUGAUACUGCUGCGACUUAUACAGCUCUUCAAUGCGGGCAACUUUGAGGCACUGAAGCAGCUCUCCCUCAGGGUUCUGGCAGCUUGGCUCAACUGCAAUGCCGAUGCCAGUUUUGAAUCGCUGGCACAUGACCAGACGGCCAUAACAUUGGUGGGACACCUCUAUCUAUUGACAAUAUUCGUUAUGGACGAGAAUCGGGGCUAUGCGAUCGACAACAUGAUGUACAACAUACGUUUCUAUGCUCUGAGCAUGCAAGAGGCUCCAGCUGCGGAGAGCAUCAACUUUACGCCUGCCCGUCUCAUCGCCCAGGUGUGUGUUCGCUUGAGGCUAAGCAAAAGCGGCUUCUUCGAGCAGAUUGUGUUCAAGAAGUUCAAGCUGAAUCUGGUCACCUCGUUCGCCGUCAUGCUGGAGGCCUACACGAGCUAUGUGCUGGGCAAUCAGUUGCUGGAGCUGAUGGCCCUAAACGAGCACGAUUUCCUGACGCACUUGCCCCACUUCAGGGUGCUAAUGUACCGCUAUGUGGAGGAGCGGGAGAACAGCGAGACCUUUCUGCUGAACGAGCUGCAAAAGCUCGAGUCUCAGCGGAACAGCCACGCCAAGCCGUACACCGUCAACUUGAAUCUGAACUAUCAGCAGCAGAUCUGCAAGGGCAAUCGUGCCAGCAAUAUUGGCAACUACAAGAACUGCGAUGAUGAUGAGAAGCCCCAGGCAGAUGUCGACGAGGAGAUGGAUCGCCAAAUAGAUCCCGUCUUUCAAAACGUACCCAACAACGAGGAGGUCCUAGACUUUGUCUACAAACUGUUGGCAGAGCGGGAAUUUCCAGGCUGGCAGUUUGCCAAGAUUGCUCUGCUGCUGAAGAUAAUUGGCCAGCAGCUGAAUGCCAUCGAAAUUUGGCGCUAUCAUCCCGGCCUGACCACGGACUUUAUGCUCAACUUGGAGCACAAGCUAUCGAAUAACUACGCGGAUCUGGCCAAGGUGUUCAGUGAUCAUGGCUUCAUGGAGGCGGAGUUCUGGCUGACGGCCUUCUAUCUGCAUCCGACAGCAAAUAACUACAACGAAGUGAAGCGCUGCUCACGCAUCAAGAAGAAGCGCUUCAUUGAUGAUGAGUGGGCCGCAGCCGAAACGGGGCCCGGUGCUGGCGGCACCACACAAAAUGCCUUCAGCAUCAAAUACGAGCUGCUUAGCUCUACGAUUGAUGUCGAUGAAAUCGUUACCAUAACCAAUCACAAUGCCCCCGUGGGAGACUACGAGCCCAUCUACAAGGCCCUGCAGGCGCUGCGACUGCCGCGCAGCUUCAUAAAGGAUCUGCUGACGGUGAUCUUUCAGCCGCGCAACAAGCGCUAUUCGUGGGCCCUGGAGUGGUCCACCCUGCACGAGCGCUGCAACGCGCUGCUGAAGAGCAAGGAUCUGAAGAAUAAGUUCGUGGCGCUCAACAUGGCCGAGGCAAACGAUCGCUUGGAGUUCCUAACAAUUGACUAUGCCAAGUACAAGGAUCGGCCGCAGCUGGACUAUGGCACCAUUGAGGAGGGCUACGAGAAUGCGGCCAACCUGGCCGAAGCGGAGGCUGAGGUGAGCGCGGAUGAGAAGGAAGAGGAGCCGAAGCAGCCAAAGAAGCGAAAACCGCCGCGAAAAUUUUGGGAUGAAGUGAUCUCCGAAGAUGAGGACGAGGAGGAGGUAGCCUCAGACGAGUCGGAAGCCUAUUACACGGGCACUGGCCGUAGGACACGCAUUCGAGCUGCUGCUAUGGUUGCCAAUGCCAUGCUCUCAGACAUGGAUCGGAGCAUGCGAAGUGGUCGCCGAUCGCCGCCCACCACCAGCUCGGCUGCCCAUUCCGAACCAGAAGAAGAGUCCCAGACUGAGCGGGAGCGCGAGCCUGAGCCCAUGGCCGAGUCCGUGUCCGAGCCGGCAAAGUCCCCAUCCCCAGAAGCGGCGAUGAAUCCGGAGAAGCGGUCAUUCGGCGAUCUGCUGGAUACCCGUACAAAGUUCAGCAACGAAACGAGCGGCUUCAAGGCCUUUGCCGACAUCUGGAGCUUCGAAAAGGAGGAGCUUCAGGAUGUGGCCAGCGACAGCAAUGGCCUGAGAGAAUGCAGCUCGGUACUAAGUAAAUUCAAGAGCUGGCAAACCCUAAGAGACACUGCACCAGCGACCACAAAAGACGAGGAUGCGGCGCCACGAGAAACGAAGACGCGCGGCUUGUCGGAAACUGACAGCGUGAAUUCGGAGACUUCAACGAUGGCCAUGCACGACUCCACCGAGGAGCCCUGCGACAAUUUGUCUGGUGUAAGUAAAGAGUUAACGCCUCCGCCGGCCACAUCGUCUGAUUUUAAUAUGGAGACAGGCGUGUUGCAGCCCGAUGAAAAAGAGAAGGAGACGAGCCAGGAGACGGGGACAGCAGCAGUGCAGGAAGUAGACGAAGCGAGGACGACGCCGCAGUCAGAUCUCCCACAAGAAAUUAAUACUCAGGUACAUCAAAACAAGCGCUUCAAAACCUCACCAAGCUCCAAAACAAGCAGCCACGCAGCAGACCCAGCAGGCAGCACCCAUCCACAAGAGAUCUACGACAACGCCGACUUAACCCAACGCCUAAUCAAAGAGUGUCUGACACGCAAGGCCGAAGUGCGCUUAAAUCGUCUUAGUCUCCGGGACUUGAAGCAGAUGCGUGAAUGCCGAGUUCGGAUCAAGCGCACCGACUUUGUCUCCUACUUCCAGGAGCAGGAGAAACCGCAAAAGAAACGAAGAAAGCCGGGACCAGGCAGGCAGAGUCACAGCCACAGCCACAGCCAUUCCAUCACCAUCACCGACAGCAAUGCGUCAACGCCAACGCCAACAAACGAAAUGCAGAAAAGCGAAAAGAAACGCUUUAAGAAAUUUGUGCAUAUUACGUCCGACUCGCCGGGAACGUCAUCGUCCGUGAUGAUGGCCAAAAAGAUCUUCAGACACAUAACCUCCGAUUCGUCAACGGAUAUGGAAGAGGUUCAUCCGCCAGCACCGCUAAAUCGCAAACGAAGCAGCCGUGGCGGUCGUGGGGCCCGAGGUAACAUGAGGGUCAAGGGUCUCCAAGUGCGAAUCUGCCGGCAAGUACCCUCAGACAGAGUCUCCUGUUCGCCGGAUGUGAUUGAGUUGUCCUCGGACUCACACUCCUCGUCCACGUCGCAGCCGCGCACUAGCCAAGCAAACGUUCACUUCUCUCACGUCCUGGAACUGGAUCCGCUGUACGAGGAGGAAAUUGUUCCAUUCUGACGACGCUGAAGGGACGAGCAGCAUUCGCCCUGCACUAGCCUGAGGCGAGGCUCUACGUGUUCGGAACGAAUGCAAGCGAGGGGUUGCACAUCGGGAACUGUGGCACAGCCGGGAAAAUUGAAUUUGUUUCGCUUGUUAGAAUGCAAUUGGCCUGGGGCAUAUUUCGUAUUGGCUCUGCCCUGGAUUUGAUUUGAAAUUUUAUGUGGUACGUACAUCUGUUUGUCCUCUUUCGACUGUGACGACGACGACGACAGGGCUUGCAGGCUCGUAAAAAAAACUCUUCAGCAACGUGCAGCCGCCUCUCAAUUAACAGCCUAAUUGAUAUGCAUUGUGGUUCUCGAUAAAAACGAAUUAGCCACACGCGUCGGAGGAGCACUUGAGCUGGUCAGGCAUAUCAACAACAACUAUCGGUGGAAAAGGAGUCGGCGGGAGACACGUGUCGGCUACUGUGUGAUUUUGUGUGGCAAUAUAUUCUCAGUUAGGGAUGAUGUUUGAUGGCAUUGCAGC
Molecule: messenger RNA, 4546 nt
Organism: Drosophila obscura
Lineage: Eukaryota; Metazoa; Arthropoda; Insecta; Diptera; Drosophilidae
Exons: 6
Coding region: 260-4039 (1259 amino acids)
Source: RefSeq, a predicted model, not a curated record